UCAUCAAAGAAAAAGCAAUGAAAGGAAAGAAGAACCAAUUGACUCUGUUUCAGUGGUUUAAUGCUCGUCCGGUAAAUACUGCCGCCACUUCGGGGGAUAGUACAGAUGGAGCAGCAAACACAUCAUAAUCAUAUAAAUACAAUAAGUCUUUCAUGAUCUCAUGUUAAUGCACACUUAACGCAUUACUGAGCACGGUGGUUCUUGUUUGGGGUUAUUUUGAAACAGCUGCUGCCCUAUGGAUGUGUGCGAGGGUGGGGCCUAGACUACACCACCGGGACGAAGUGUAUCUCACUGGGGAACAGACUUUGACACAACACCCAAACUCUGAAAAUUAUGUUUUCAUGAUGUUUGUUGGAAUACAUGAAGAAGAAGAAGUUUCCCGACUUCACGUCGGAAUAUUCACAACCUGGAAUACUUCUAUGAAAAACUUUUUAAGCUUUUGUGAAUCGGUGGACUCUUAUGGACUAAAGGAAUAUUGACAAUCCAGGAAUGGACGGAGUCUAACUUUAAAGGGAAAGAACCGGUGUGGAGAUCCACAGCAGAUUUCUGAGAGAGCACCACUGAAACUGAAACACCUAAAAAGAGUCUGUAGUUUAAGUUCAGGGGCAGCAGCAGCAGCAGAGUUAAAGCACUUCAGAGUGAGCGAGAGACGAGGGGGAGAGAGUGUGUGUCGGCAUGGCCCAGAAAAAUAACUUUCAGUUCUCCAUCAGGGAAUACAGAGCUUCAGAUCAGCAUGUGGUCAUGUCACUCUUCCGUGAUGGGAUACUCGAACAUGUGUACCCAGCCUUCUUCAAUGCCAUAAGCAAUCCAGACCACGUUGGCAUUGCUCUGAGUAUUUCCAUGGCCGGCUAUGUGCUAGGAGGCAGCUCCUACUUCCAAGCAUUGCUCUUUGGCAGCGCAUGGGCCGGCCUCAUUUAUUACUUCUGCCACGAUAUCUACGAAGGCUACAUGAUGAGGCGGCUGAGCACAGACAUGGCCAACAUUCAAACCAAUUACCUGGAAAAACCAGAUAAUGGUUUCUGGGUGGCAGAGGCAGAUGUUAACGGCCAGUCCAAGGUGGUGGGGAUGGUGGCAGUGAUGGGGAAGAAGGGGGAGGAGGAGGAAGGAGGUGAGAGGUUUGAUAACUGGAACGGAGGAAGCCCGGAGUCUGCCCAAGAUGCUGAAGACAGGAGUUACGGUGAGAUGUCCCACAUGGUGGUGGCGUUUCCGUGGCGUCGCCGAAACCUGGGUUCACAGCUGAUGCAGAAGGCGUUGGACUACUGCAAAGAGCACGGCUACACCCGCCUCGUUCUGGACAUCAGCUCACCGCAGACAGCGGCCAUUUCCCUGUACCAAAAAUUUGGCUUCGUUCAAACUGGAUCCCACAGUAACACGCACGCUAAUCGCUGGUUCUCCAAACUGGCUAGAAUAAAUGUGAUACGAAUGGAGAAGUUCAUUUAACCCUAAGUGGACUUUAUACCUGAGCGCCUAAUACAACCUCAACUGUACAGCACAUUUAGAAUAUUUCAGUUAAUUUAUGCUUCUUGUCUCGUUUAACGCAAAAAACCCUCUCUGCUGAGUGAGAUCUGGUCACUCGUGUCUCCAGCCUGCUAUCAUGCUAGUUUGAAGAAAAUACAUUAAAUUUCAUGUUUUUUCCACAAAGCAGCAUUAAUGAUCCGAGUUUCCUUGUAUUUCUUCUCGCCUUGAUGUAUUAUGUAUACACCUGCACCCC
Molecule: messenger RNA, 1711 nt
Organism: Seriola aureovittata
Lineage: Eukaryota; Metazoa; Chordata; Actinopteri; Carangiformes; Carangidae
Product: N-acetyltransferase family 8 member 3
Exons: 4
Coding region: 676-1440 (254 amino acids)
Molecular function (GO): N-acetyltransferase activity
Source: RefSeq, a predicted model, not a curated record